Molecule: messenger RNA, 2287 nt
Organism: Morus notabilis
Lineage: Eukaryota; Viridiplantae; Streptophyta; Magnoliopsida; Rosales; Moraceae
Product: putative phospholipid:diacylglycerol acyltransferase 2
Exons: 6
Coding region: 91-2148 (685 amino acids)
Biological process (GO): lipid metabolic process
Cellular component (GO): cytoplasm
Source: RefSeq, a predicted model, not a curated record
CAAUUUCCCAUUAAUGGGUUCUUGCUCUUCUUCUUCUUCAUCACCUCCUCUUUAAAACAAGUAUUCAAAAAAAAAAAAAAAAACCCAAAAAUGGCUUCUUCUGUUCUUCGAUUCAGGAAGCUUUGCUUCAUAGAGCCAGCAGUGAAGUCAUCGUCAUCAUGUUCUAGCACUGAAACAACGAGUGAUCAUAAUAUUGGUAAUUUUGUUGUGUUAGAAGAGAAGAAGAGUAAAAAGAUCAAGAGCAAGAACAUUAGUAGUGUUGGCAAAAGGGAAUGGAGGUGCAUAGACUCGUGUUGUUGGGCAAUAGGGUGCAUAUGCACGGCGUGGUGGGUCCUACUGUUUGUUUGUCAGUGUUUGCCGGCCACAUUGCCGGUGAGAGAGGCGCCGGGAGAGAGGCUGAGGCGUGACGAGGGCUUGGCGGUUCUCCACCCGGUUGUUCUUGUGCCGGGCAUUGUCACCGGUGGACUUGAGCUCUGGGAAGGCAAGCCUUGCUCUGAUGGACUUUUCCGCAAGAGGCUUUGGGGAGGCAGCUUCACUGAAAUCUUUAAGAGGCCAUUGUGCUGGUUGGAGCACCUGUCUCUUCACAAUGAAACUGGAUUGGACCCACCAGACAUUCGAGUCCGCGCCGUUCCCGGCCUUGUUGCAGCCGACUAUUUUGCCCCUGGUUACUUUGUUUGGGCUGUUCUCAUUGAGAAUUUGGCCAAAAUUGGCUAUGAAGGGAAGAAUAUGUACAUGGCUGCUUAUGAUUGGAGACUCUCUUUCCAAAAUACUGAGAUUCGCGACCAAGCUCUAAGUAGAUUGAAGAGUAAAAUUGAGCUUAUGUAUGUAACCAAUGGCUAUAAGAAAGUGGUAGUGGUACCUCAUUCUAUGGGGGUACUUUAUUUCCUCCACUUCAUGAAAUGGGUUGAAUCACCUCCUCCGAUGGGGGGUGGUGGUGGUCCGGAUUGGUGUGCCAAGCACAUCAAAGCAGUCAUGAACAUCGGUCCGGCUUUUCUUGGUGUUCCAAAGGCAGUAAGUAAUAUUUUUUCUGCCGAGGGGAAAGAUGUAGCGUUUGUCAGAGCUGUGGCUCCAGGUGUUUUGGAUUCUGAGCUUCUUGGGCUUCAAACCCUUGAACAUAUCAUGCGUGUAUCUCGAACUUGGGAUUCAGUCAUUUCCUUAUUGCCAAAAGGUGGAGAUACUAUCUGGGGCAAUUUGGAUUGGUCUCCAGAAGAAGGAAAUAGUUGUGAUUUGGACAAGAAAGCGAACGCACAGCUUUCUACGGGCGACGUAAAUUUCAACCACAGUGAUGGAACUAGAGGUUUCCGUGUUAAAGAACCUGUGAAGUAUGGAAGAAUAAUCUCCUUUGGAAAAGCAGCAUCACAAAUACCUUCUUCUCGCUUGCCUUCUCCAGAUCUGAAGGAACUGCUGCGCCUACGUUCCUCUGCUGGUCUUAGUUUAUCAUGUGGAGAGGUGUUGACCGAAUACGAUGAGAUAAGCAGGGAGAGCAUCAAAAGAAUUGCAGAAAAUAAGGCUUACACAGCUCAAAAUGCUUUCGAUUUACUACGCUUUGUAGCUCCGAAACUGAUGCAACGAGCUGAGGCUCACUUCUCUCAUGGCAUAGCUGAUAAUCUUGAUGAUCCCAAGUAUGACCACUACAAGUACUGGUCUAACCCACUUGAGACUAAGCUACCUCAUGCUCCGGAAAUGGAGAUAUACUGCCUCUACGGAGUUGGCAUCCCGACGGAGAGAUCAUACGUGUACAAGCAAUCCCCUUCUGAUAAGUGCAAGAGUAUUCCAUUCCGAAUCGAUAGCUCGGCUGACGGAGAGCCAGAUAGCUGCUUGAAAAGUGGAGUGUACUUUGUGGACGGUGACGAGAGUGUUCCUGUUUCGAGUGCAGGCUUCAUGUGCGCCAAGGGGUGGAAAGGAAGAACCCGUUUCAACCCUGCCGGAAUUUCUACUUACAUAAGGGAGUACCGGCACAAGCCACCGGCUAGCCUGCUGGAGGGAAGGGGGGUUGAGAGUGGUGCACAUGUUGACAUCAUGGGCAAUUUUGCUUUCAUAGAAGAUGUGAUGAGGGUGGCUGCCGGAGCAACCGGUUCGGAUAUCGGAGGUGACCGGAUUCACUCCGAUAUCGUCAAAAUGUCUCAGAGAAUAAAUGUUCAGCUGUAAGUAUGGUUGUAACAUUGGUGACAUUUAUCUCUUCAGAGAGAGAGAGAGAGAGAGAGAGAGAGCUAACAUGUGAGAAAAAUGUCAUGAGAGCAGAGUGAAGGAGGGCUCUGCGUUACAUAAGAGGUUAAUUAAAGUACAU